ACGGGAGCUGAACGCAGUCGCCGUGGAGACGGUGUGAUGAAAAGACUUCGGAUAGACUCUUCUUCACCGUCUUCAAUCAGUCUAAGGAGAGAUGAGCUCCCUUCUGUCAUGGAUCACAGCACUCCUGCUUUCUACACUGCCAAAUUGUGUGACUGAUAACGCGUGUCCGAAUUACACAAUUCUACAGGAUCCCUGGCGUAACGUUGGUUUCUUCUCCUCUGAAGGAGUGAAGACUGAUACCAGCCUGACCAAACCAGGGUGGUACAGGUUCAACGGCGUAGGAGGAAAUCGAAUUGUCGAAUAUUGCCAAAAUUCAACGGGUUUUAACUCAUUUUUUCUUUGGACUGACAAAAAAAAUUCCACAAAAAUUCGGAUGUAUUCAUGUGAUGCAUUUUUUAACGAAUCCAGCGUCAUCUGCCCUCAAGGCAACGUUUCCAUCCAGAACUGUGAUGGAGGACUGGUCCUCUACUACCUGCGUCCGAGCACACUAUAUGCUACACGUCAUUCCUCCUGCAGUAACUCAUCCUGUGGUAAAAACGCUCACUGCAGUAUGGUUCGUGGUGGUUGUCAUUGUGACGAUGGUUUUUCCAUACCUGAUGGCUUUCAACCCAGUGGAGAAUCGUACGGAUGUACAGAUUUCCAUGUCACACAAACUCCAGAGUGCCAGAAUGCGUUCACAUUGGAGUGCGUAACUGAUUACCUGAAUCAGAUUCAGAACAGCUCAACUAGUAAAAUGUCUGAAGAAGUUGUCGUCUUUUUUUUGGACAAUUUAUUAAACAGAACAUCAGUUUUGGAAGGAGCGUCUACUGACCAAACGAAGCUGGCAUCCUUCGGGAACUCUAUACUUAACGCCACGGAGACGCUGGUGUCCGUACUGGUUAAAAAAACAAAUACGUCCUACUACAAAAACCUUACAGUCGAAUCGAUCGAAGCUGCAGUUUUUGUUAUUGGAACCAAUGAUUCAUUGACAGAAAUCCCACGAAUGAACACAAGCAACGCUUUUUUGGAUAUCAACCUCAUUGAGAUUUUAAAGCACAGUGCAGAUGCUGUGAUGUUCUUGAGCUACUCCAACAUGUCCGUCUUUCUAAAACCGAGUUACUUCAACUCGGGCGACUCGAGCAAAAAAAACAAUACCAUGGUUUCUACAGUGAUGACGGUGAAGCUCCUCAGCACCCAGAACCAACAAACUCCCAGCAGCAGAUCUGAGGGGCGGCCAGAGUUUAACAUCACUAUAGAACACACCGCCGAGGUUAAACCUAAAGGAACUCUAGUCUGUGUGAACUGGAUGGAAACAGAAUGGGUGGAGGGCAGAUGUAAACUCAUCCGGAUAAACAGUAGCUUCACUACAUGCUUCUGUGUUCGUCCGGGAACCUUCGCUCUCAUUAUGCAAAUCGACGGAUCAUCAGAGAAUAGCUACCUGUUAGAGAAACUCAACAAGGUGGCCGUGCCUGUAGGCCUGGUGUUCCUCACCCUGUCUCUGCUGACCUUCAUCUUCUGUCAGACACAUUCAUUAAUGAUCAACACGGCUCUGAUUAAUCUGUGUAUCAGUCUGUUUCUGGCUCACCUCAUCUUCCUGCUCACUCAGAUACACCUUCUUGAUGUUGCCUCCAUACCGAUGCUCUGUGCAGCGUUAGCUGGAGUUCUGCACUUCCUGUUCCUCUCUGCUUUUGUGUGGAUGCUGAUUGAAGCCGUGCUGCUCUUCAUCUCAGUGAAGAACUUAACUAAAUUGAGAUCCAGGCAGACGGAGCUGCUCAGCUGGAGAUGGCUGAUUAUUAUUGGAUACAUUAUUCCACUGGUUACGGUGGGCGUGUCUGUUGGGCUGUUUUCUGAGGGAUAUGGCAGUGAACAGUGUUGGCUUAAGAGAGAGAAUGGCUUCUUGUGGAGUUUCUUGGGUCCUGUCUGCGUCAUUUUGGCAAUAAACAUGUUGCUCUUCAUCAUGAUCGGCGUCCUGAUGAUCUCCACCCUGAGGAAGCUGAACAAUCAGAUGCUGCAGGUGAAGGUCACAACCAAAGAUAAACGACUUGUUGAGAGUGUGAUGGUUAAAACUCUGCUGCAGUUUAUCAUCAUCGGAUGCUUCUGGACUGUGGGCUUCUUUACGGAGAGCAGUGAGGUGGUGAAGAUCCUCUUCAUGAUCGUCAACUCCCAGCAGGGCACCUUCAUCUUCCUCAUCCACUGCAUCCUCAACUACGAGAUCAGGCAGCAGUACAAGAAGUUACUUUUCUGCUUCUGGCCAUCCAGUAAAUCUAUUCUUGAAACCACGAAUACGUGAAUAUUGGAGUGACAUCACUACAUUUAUACCUAUUAAUACCAGUUAAAACUUGUCUAAAAUCAUUAGAUUAAAGAAAUGUGCAAUUUAUGUUUACACAACAAAAUAAGCGAGCACUUAAACAUGACGAGUUUCUUUGAUUUUACCAAAUUGAAAACCUCUGGAAUAUAAUCCAGGAGUAAAGCAGCAUAAAGUUAUCCAAAAGCAGUGUGUAAGACUGGUGGAGGAGAACAUGAUGCCAAGAUGCAUGAAAAAAACUGUGAUUAAAAACCAACCAGGGUUAUUCCACCAAAUAUUAAUU
Messenger RNA from Astyanax mexicanus (Mexican tetra), 2567 nucleotides. RefSeq names its product adhesion G protein-coupled receptor E3-like. NCBI's taxonomy places the organism in Eukaryota, Metazoa, Chordata, Actinopteri, Characiformes, Acestrorhamphidae. The record is from RefSeq and is a predicted model, not a curated record. The transcript is spliced from 15 exons. Gene Ontology annotation, molecular function: G protein-coupled receptor activity. Gene Ontology annotation, cellular component: membrane. Gene Ontology annotation, biological process: adenylate cyclase-activating G protein-coupled receptor signaling pathway; cell surface receptor signaling pathway. Bases 92 to 2269 code for a protein of 725 amino acids.